Aegilops tauschii subsp. strangulata is the source of this 633-nucleotide messenger RNA. NCBI's taxonomy places the organism in Eukaryota, Viridiplantae, Streptophyta, Magnoliopsida, Poales, Poaceae. The record is from RefSeq and is a predicted model, not a curated record.
AUGGUGGCACGACCCCGCACCCCGGCCGCCCCCGCGCUCCUCUGCCUCGCUCCGGCGGCGCCCCCGCUCCGCUGCCGGCCACCCGAGCCUGGCCGGGUACAACCCCGCGCCUCUGCUCGCCGCGGACGCCUAUCUCCCCGCGGGACCGCCAGCCGGCCCCGCACCUCCGCAGCCGACUCCCCUGCGCGCCGGGUCGCCGCAGCCGCCUCCCUCCUCGCGGGACCGCCAGCCGGCUCCGCACCCCCGCAGCCGACUCCCCUGCGCGCCGGGUCGCCGCGGCCGCCUCCCUCCCCGCGGGACCGCCAGCCGGCUCCGCACCUCCGCGGCCGACUCCCCUGCGCGCCGGGUCGCCGCGGCCGCCUUCCUCCCUGCGGGACCGCCAGCCGGCUCCGCACCUCCGCGGCCGACUCCCCUGCGCUCCCGCGCCCCUCUGGCCAGCUCCACCUCGCGCGCCCAGCCGUGUGCCGCCUGCUGUGCCCAGUCUCCAGCUCGCCGCACCCGGACACGGCCGCGGCCGCCCGCGUCGGCUCCGUACGGCUUGCCCCUGCCAGCUCCGCCUUGGCCGGGUGCUCGAGAAGAAACAGAGGGCCGGCUUGUGCAAAAGGAAAGGGAGAGGCCGGCCGCCGGCUCUGA